Molecule: messenger RNA, 495 nt
Organism: Dibothriocephalus latus
Lineage: Eukaryota; Metazoa; Platyhelminthes; Cestoda; Diphyllobothriidea; Diphyllobothriidae
Source: the annotation of a GenBank genome assembly
GCACCAAUUACAAAUCCAAAUAUUAAACUCAUCCGGGUCAGUCAGUCAAUUUGCGCACCAUCAAACACCUCCACACACCACCAUGACCUGGUGGUGGUCUACAAGUCUGCCAUUUACAACUUUGAGGACCGACAAAAGCUGCGCACCGAGUAUGCACAGCUUGCGGAGGUGAGCGGCAAUCGGAUCGCCAUCGUCUUCUCCGUGGGACUGCCUCGCACAUCUGGUGGAAACACCUUCCACAUGAAUGGCUUCUCCAUUCGCUUGCCAGAACGCGCUGGCGCUGUGCUCAGGGAUUGGGCUGGACGCCGAGAGGAGGCUCUGCGCCGGGUUCACGAGGAAGCAGACGUCUACGAUGACCUCAUCCUCGGUGACUACGAGGACACCUAUGUGAAUUUGACCUACAAAAUGAUUACCAACUAUCGUUGGGCGUCGGCUUUUUGUCGUGGGAAAGCGGACGCCUUUCUCUUCCUGGAUGAUGACUAUCGCUUCAGGUAG